CACCUGGUCACCAACCUUCUCAAUAUCUUUCAUUCCUCACACCCCAAAAGAAGACAAGUGAAAAUAUCUUUCCUUUUUCACAAAAUCCAACCUCUCUAGUGUCCUCCAUCUAAUAAUUCCCUGUUGAUCAGAGUUUCAUUCAAGGUCUUGAUUCAUUAAGCAUAUUUUUUCUCCGUACAAGGGCACAUAUGGAACAUAAUUUCUUUGAACCUGAGUUGCACUUCGAUUCUAAGUGGAAAUCAAUUUCAGCGCCAACAAGAGUCUCAGAUAAUGGUGAUGGCGGCUUUGAUUGUAAUAUAUGCUUAGAAUCAGCACAUGAACCUGUGGUCACCCUUUGUGGUCACUUAUACUGCUGGCCUUGCAUUUACAAGUGGCUCAACGUACAAAUCUCUACCAAUGAGCCAGACGAGCAGCCAAAGUGCCCGGUUUGCAAAGCUAACAUCUCUCAGGCUUCGUUGGUCCCCCUCUAUGGCCGUGGCUCAUCAUCCUCUUCAGAUUCUAAAGGCAAAAAACCCAAUUUGGGUCUUGUCAUACCUAAUCGACCUCCACCUUCUGGGUUGAACUCUCUUAUUACUACUACAACCUCUGCUUCACAUUCCAGUCAGCAAAUGCAUCCAAGCUAUUUUGAGUCACAGGCACAGUCAUAUCAUCAUCAGCAAUUCUUCCCUCACCUACAUGGAGGUUAUGCUGCAGACGCAUCAGCUCAUCAUGGGGGUACAGCAAUGACUAGUUUCUCCAAUCCGACAAUUGGGAUGUUUGGUGAGAUGGUAUAUGCAAGGAUGUUUGGGAGCUCGGAUGCAAGUCUGUAUUCUUACCCUUAUACAAGUUCCUACCCUCUGACAGGGAUUAGCAAUCCCAGGAUUAGAAGGCACGAAAUGCAUCUUGACAAGUCUCUUAAUCGAUUUUCCUUUUUUCUUUUCUGUUGUGUAAUGUUGUGUCUUCUCUUUUUUUGAUUUAUGCUUCUCUUCUGUAAUUGCGUUUCUGUAGUUGUAGUGAGAUUUAUCAUUAUGUCAGUGCAGUACCAGAUAGGAGAUACAGAUUUUGCCACAAUGCCUGUUGAAAUAUCUUUUGAUGUGUAUAAUUUUACAUUUUUUUUAGUCGGAUUUAUAAACAGGCAGGCGCCUUGAAAUA
This is a messenger RNA of Quercus robur (English oak), 1131 nucleotides long. RefSeq names its product E3 ubiquitin-protein ligase RMA1H1-like. The record is from RefSeq and is a predicted model, not a curated record. The transcript has 2 exons. Gene Ontology annotation, molecular function: ubiquitin protein ligase activity; metal ion binding; ubiquitin-like protein conjugating enzyme binding. NCBI's taxonomy places the organism in Eukaryota, Viridiplantae, Streptophyta, Magnoliopsida, Fagales, Fagaceae. Gene Ontology annotation, cellular component: endoplasmic reticulum. Gene Ontology annotation, biological process: ubiquitin-dependent protein catabolic process. Bases 189 to 953 code for a protein of 254 amino acids.